AUGUCUACUGAUCGCAAACCCCUCGUUCUCACAACCGGCGGUGCUGGUUUCAUCGGCAGUCACACAAUUGUGGAACUCCUUGAAGCUGGCUACGACACGGUCAUUCUUGACAGCUUCUGCAAUGCAAGAAAGGGUUGCAUCGCUAACCUUGAGAAGAUUGUCGGUCAAAGUCUCAAAGUUCGUGAAAUUGACCUUCUGGACAAGGAUGCUCUAACCAACCUCUUCCAUGAGUUCAAAUUUGACUUUGUCAUUCACUUUGCGGCCCUCAAAGCCGUUGGUGAAUCCGUCCACUUUCCUCUUCAAUACUAUCAAAACAAUAUUACUGGCUUCGUCAACUUGUUAGAGGUAAUGGUCUUAAAGUCGACCUUUAAAAUCAAUCUCAUUCGUACUGUAAUGUCUGCUAAUGAUGUGAAGAAGUUGGUCUAUUCCAGUUCCUGCACUGUCUACGGUGAUCCUUCCAAGUUGCCCCUCACAGAAGAUACCCCAAUUGGUAACUGUGCCAAUCCCUACGGUCGUACCAAAUAUAUUGGUGAAAUGAUUCUUGAAGAUCUGGCAAAGUCGGACCCAGAAUGGUCAAUCAUCAAUCUUCGCUACUUUAACCCUGUCGGAGCUCACAAAUCUGGUCUCAUUGGUGAAGAUGCGGGGCCAGCACCAAAGAACAUAUUCCCAUGCCUCACGAAAACUGCUUACGGUCUUAUGAAGGAAGUUGUCGUGUUUGGAAAUGACUACAAGACUCCUGAUGGCACUGGUAUUCGUGACUAUAUCCACGUCGUUGAUCUCUCUAAAGGUCACGUUUCAGCCAUGAAGCAUCUGACCACGUUCAAAGGUUGUAAGGCCUACAACUUGGGCACAGGACAAGGAUACUCUGUCUUAGAGUUGAUCAAGGCCAUGGAAAAGGCAUCAGGAAGGCAUAUACAGUUUCGCUAUGAUGCCAGACGUGGAGGUGAUAUCGCUGUGGCCUUUGCCGAUACCACUCUAGCCGAGAAGGAGCUUGGUUGGAAGGCUGAAAAGGCACUUCCUGAAAUGUGUGAGGAUGCUUGGCGCUGGCAAUGCAACUUCCCUGAGGGAUAUCCCAAAGUUGACUAG
Molecule: messenger RNA, 1086 nt
Organism: Rodentolepis nana
Lineage: Eukaryota; Metazoa; Platyhelminthes; Cestoda; Cyclophyllidea; Hymenolepididae
Source: the annotation of a GenBank genome assembly